AUGACAGCAAUGGGUCAUGUGGGAAAUCGGGACCCGCUAACGUCGCAACUAUACACACUCAAACACAAAUUGCAAGAACUGGCCCCCGUCACCGCAGCACGAAUAUCACCCAAUGGCACCCACUUGGCACUCUCCACAUCGACAAGCAUAAAAAUCUACUCUCUAACGUCUUCUACGGCACCAUCACCCCCCGUCCUCAUAUGCGAGCUCCGGGGCCACACGCGAGGAAUAUCAGACGUGCAAUUCCUGCCCCACAACCCCGAGAUUCUCGCCUCCUGCUCCGACGACACCACCAUCAAGCUCUGGAACGUGCCCACCGCGAAAUGCAUCAAAACCCUCCGCAAACACACCUACCACGCCACCACGCUCCAGUUCGCCCACCGCGGCAACCUCCUUGUGUCAGGCUCAUCGGACGAGACAAUCACGAUAUGGGACUUAAUUUCGGGUCGCCCGCUCACGACGCUCGCAGCGCACGCAGACCCCAUCUCGAGCAUCUCCAUCACCCCGGACGACUCCAUCAUUAUAUCGGCGUCGUACGAUGGCUUGAUUCGGUUGUUCGAUACUGAGACGUACCAGUGUUUGAAGACCCUCACCACGAAUAGCUCGCAUGGCACGGCCACGUCGAGCUUGGCGCGCAUGGAUAUGCACGCGGUGGGGUACGUGGUGGUUAGCCCGAAUGGCAAGUAUGUGUUGAGCUUGUGCUUUGAUGGCUGUUUGCGGUUGUGGGACUUUGUCGCGAAUCGCGUAGUCAAGACGUUUGUGGGGCCGGAGCGGACCAAAUCGCCUGAGACUCAGAGCGGAGCCGCGGGGGAGGAUCAAGAGAAGGCGAGUGACGAGAUGGAGAAACGGAUAGAUAGGACAACGACAACAACGACGAAAACGGCAGCGAUAACGCCAAUCUGUGAGAAAUACAACUGUGAAGCUCGUUUUAUUACCUAUGGUCUGAACGCGUUGAUCGUCAGCGGCAGUGAUUACUCGGGGAUAUUAUGCUGGGACAUCAAGCUGAAAAACCUAGUGUGGCGCCACCGUGAUGGUGAUCGCGGCCACAAUGACGUUGAUGACAACAACGACGACACGGGCAAAAGCUCACCUGUUUUGACUUUGGAUACGUUUGACGAGGGGCGGGUGUUGGUUAGUGGCUCGCUUGAUGGUGUCGUUCACAUCUUCGAGAUGAAUCGCGAGCCACCCAAGAAUGGCUCGCAUGAUGAGGGUGUGGGUGAGGUGAAAACGGGCGGUGAUGUUGUUAAUGGCGGAGACUCCACCAUGAAUGGCAGCGGUGCAAAUGAACAUCCCGAGCGAGACCUGGAGAUGAACGGGCAGACUAGCGAACGUGCCGAACUUGCUGAUGAUUCUCAUGAUGAUAAAGAUUACAUGAAUGGAGUCGCAGAGGAUACUUAA
Messenger RNA from Lodderomyces beijingensis, 1398 nucleotides. The record is from the annotation of a GenBank genome assembly. NCBI's taxonomy places the organism in Eukaryota, Fungi, Ascomycota, Pichiomycetes, Serinales, Debaryomycetaceae.